This is a messenger RNA of Chiloscyllium plagiosum (whitespotted bambooshark), 5031 nucleotides long. The record is from RefSeq and is a predicted model, not a curated record. Lineage: Eukaryota; Metazoa; Chordata; Chondrichthyes; Orectolobiformes; Hemiscylliidae.
AUGGACAGGAUCAAAACACAAUUUACACAAAAGGUGCACAAAACAGACAUAACGGGGCAGGAACAAAACCGACAGAUCUCUGGACAGAUCAAAACCAUGGCGUACAUAUACAAAAUAUAUCACGGUUUGGUGUUUUAUGCGGUGCAGUACCGGUGGGGACAGAAAGCUGCAGAGGAGCUGAAAGCUGAGGAGCGCAAACGUUUGGAAGAAGUGGAGGCCCAGUUAGAGAAACAGAAGCAGUUAGCUGCUGCUCACGCAAAGGCCAAAGCUGACGCUGAGAAGGAAGCAAAGGAGCUACAGCACAGGAUAGAGGAAGAGGUGAGCAAGAGGGAGGCAGUAGCACUGAAUGCAGAAAAUCAGAAGCAGAAUGUUCAACAAGAGUUAAACCAACUGAAAAGCUCCUCGGAAACUGAAAUCAAAAAGAAGACAAAGAUGGUGGAGGACGUUCUCCUCAGCCGUACCAAGAUUGAGGAGGAAAUUCGAAUUAUCCAGUUACAGUUAGAGACUUCCCAGAAACAGAGAGAGUCUGCCGAGUCAGAACUACAACAGCUGAAAGCACAAGCUGAGGAAGCAGAGAAACAGAGGAAGACAGCACAGGACGAGGCUGAGAGACUUCGCAAACAGGUGAACGAGGAGUCCCAGAAGAAGAAACAAGCAGAGGAGGAACUGAAGCUGAAGAUUCAGGCAGAGAAAGAUGCUGCUCGUGAGAAACAAAAGGCUUUGGACGACCUGCAACAUUUCAGGAACCAAGCUGCAGAUGUGGAAAGGAGAAUGAAGCAGGCUGAGCUGGAGAAGGAGAAACAGCUUCUGCUGGCUCAGGAAGUCGCUCAGAAAAGUGCAGCAGCUGAGCUCCACAGCAAACGCCUCUCCUUUGAGCAGAAAACCACUGAGCUGGAGUUAUCCCUGAGACAGGAGCAUCAGACUGUGACCCAGUUACAGGAGGAGGCCACGCGGUUAAAACGGCAACAGGAGGAUGCAGAGAAUGCCAAGCAGGAAGCAGAGAAGGAGCUGGAGAAAUGGCGUCAGAAAGCAAAUGAGGCCCUUCGCUUAAGGCUGCAGGCAGAAGAGGUGGCUCACAAAAAGUCCCUGGCUCAAGAGGAAGCUGAAAGGCAGAAGGAAGAAGCCGAGCGUGAGGCCAGGAAGAGAGUGAAAACGGAGGAAUCGGCGCUGAGACAGAAGGAGAUGGCUGAGCAGGAGCUGGAGAAACAGAGGAAGCUGGCCAAUGAAACAGCAGAGCAGAAACUCUGUGCAGAGCAGGAACUAAUCCGUCUGCGAGCACAGACUGAGAACGGGGAGCAGCAGAGACUCCUCCUCGAGGAAGAACUGUACCGGCUGAAGAACGAGGUGAGUGAGGCCCUUCGCCAGAGGAAACUAUUGGAGGAGGAGCUGGCCAAGGUGAAAGCAGAGAUGGAGAUGCUGCUGCAGCUGAAACUGAAAACUGAGGAAGAAACCAGGUCAACGACAGAAAAGACCAAACAGAUGCUGGAGACCGAGGCACAGAGGAUGAAAGAGCUGGCGGAUGAGGCAGCAAAGCUGCGAUCUGCAACAGAGGAAGCCAAGCGCCUGAGACAGAUCGCUGAAGAUGAAGCCAGUCGCCAAAGGAGUGAGGCUGAGAGGAUCCUGAAGGAGAAACUUGCUGCGAUUAAUGAUGCCACUCGCUUAAAGACAGAGGCAGAAAUGGCACUGAAGGAAAAGGAAGCUGAAAAUGCGCGUCUGAGGCGACUGGCCGAGGAUGAGGCCUAUCAACGGAAGCUUCUGGAAGAACAGGCCAUGCAGCACAAGCAAGAUAUCGAGGAAAGGAUUACUCAGCUGAGGAAGAGCUCUGACCUUGAGUUGGACAGGCAGAAAAGUAUUGUGGAGGAGACUUUGAAACAGAGGAGAAUCAUUGAGGAAGAGAUUCAGAUCCUCAAACUGAACUUUGAGAAGGCUUCGGAAGGCAAGUCUGAUCUGGAAAUUGAGCUGAGCAAGUUAAAAAACAUUGCGGAGGAAACUCAGCGCAGCAAGAGAGAGGCCGAGGAGGAGGCUGACAAACAGCGAGCCCGGGCCUUGGAAGAAGCCAAGAAGAGGCAAGAGGCCGAACACAAAGUGAAAGAAAUCCUCGCCGCUGAGGAAGAGGCUGCUCGGCAACGCAAGGCCGCACUGGACGAGGUUGAGCGGCUGAAGAAAAAAUCAGAAGAGGCCUGGAAACAAAAGGAACUGUCAGAGAGAGAGGCGGAGAGGCAGAUCAACCUGGCACAGGACGCUGCUCAAAAACGUAUUGAUGCUGAGGAGAGAGCUCACUUAGCCACAGUGCAGCAGAAGGAACAGGAAUUGCUACAAAGCAAGCAGCAGGAGAAGACGAUUGUGGACAACCUGAAGGAACAGGCCGAGAAUGCCAAGCGCCUGGCAGAGGAGGCUGAACAGGCACGGCUGAAAGCUGAACAAGAGGCAACAUUCUGCCGACAACAGGCAGAAGAAGCUGAGAGACUGAAGGAGGAGGCAGAGAAAGACGCUCAGGGAAAAGCCAGGGCUCAACAAGACGCUGAAAAGAGGAGGAAAGAGGCCGAAUUUGAAGCUGCCAAGAGAGCGAAAGCUGAGGAGGCAGCUCUGAAACAGAAACAACUGGCUGACGCAGACAUGGAGAAACACAAGAAGUUUGCCGAGCAAACACUGAGACAGAAAUCGAGUGUGGAGCAAGAACUGACUAAAGUGAAGCUGCAGUUGGAAGAUACAGACCACCAGAAAUCCAUCUUGGAUGAAGAGUUACAACGUUUGAAAUCGGAGGUGACAGAGGCCAUCAAACAGAAGACGCAAGCUGAGGAUGAACUCUACAAAGUCAAAAUCCACAUGGAAGAGCUGAUUAAACUGAAGACGAGGAUUGAAGAAGAAAACAAGAUGUUAGUUUUGAAAGACAAGGACAACAUGCAGAAGCAUCUGGCUCAGGAAGCUGAGAAAAUGAAGAAGCUGGCUGAGGACGCAGCCAGGCUCAGUGUUGAGGCGCAAGAAUCAGCCCGUCAGAGAAAGCUCGCAGAGGAAGACCUGGUCCAACAGAGGGCACUGGCUGAUAAGAUGUUAAAGGAAAAGAUGCAGGCAGUUCAGGAGGCAAACCAUCUGAAAGCAGAGGCAGAAAUGUUGCAGAAACAGAGAGACCAAGCCGAGGAACAGGCAAAGAAACUGUCAGCAGACAAACUGCAGAUGCAGCAACGGCUCGAGGCCGAGGCUGAAGAAUACCAGAAACGUCUGUUGAGUGAACGUCAGCGUCAGGUUGAGAUCAGUGAGGAAGCUCAACACCUGAAAACGUUAGUCUCAGAACUGACUGAGGCUCAGGCCAGAGCCGAGCAGGAAGCCAAGAAAUUCAAAACCGAAGCAAAGGAGAUCAGCUUGAAGCUUCACGAUAUAGAACAGACAACAAGAGAGAAGGCCAGCACAGUGCAGAAACUCGAACUUCAGUGGAUCCAGAGUAAGAAAGAAGCCACUGAGCUACAGGACGCCAUUGCAGCGUUAGAGAGCGAGAAAGAGAAACUCAAACAAGAGGCAGAUCUACUCCAACAGAAAGCAAAGGAGGUAAUGUUACUGACCGUCACCUUGGGACCGACCGUCACCCUGGGACCGACCGUCACCCUGGGACUGACCGUCACCCUGGGACUGAGCCUGACCCCGGGACUGACCCUGACCCCAGGACUGACCGAGACCCCGGGACUGAGCCUGACCCCGGGACUGAGCCUGACCCCGGGACUGACCGUCACCCUGGGACUGAGCCUGACCCCGGGACUGAGCCUGACCCCGGGACUGACCCUGACCCCAGGACUGACCGAGACCCCGGGACUGAGCCUGACCCCGGGACUGAGCCUGACCCCGGGACUGACCGAGACCCCGGGACUGACCGAGACCCCAGGACUGACCGUGACCCCGGGACUGACCGAGACCCCAGGACUGACCGUGACCCUGGGACUGAGCCUGACCUCAGGACUGACCGUGACCCCAGGACUAAACCUGACCCUUGGACUGACCUUGAUCCUGGGACUGACUGAGACCCCAGGGCUGACCGAGACCCCGGGACUGACCGUGACCCCGGGACAGACCGUGACCCCGAGACUGACCAUCACCCUGGGAUGGACAGUGACCCUGGGACUGACCAAGACCCUGAGACUGACCGAGACCCUGAGACUGACUGAGACCAUGGGACUGACCAAGACCCUGGGACUGACCGAGACCCUGGGACUGACCCUGACCGUGACCCCAGGACUGAUCGUGACCCUGGGACUGACCAUCACCCUGGGACUGACAGUGACCCUAGGGCUGACCAUCACCCUGGGACUGACAGUGAGCCUGGGACUGACCCUGACCCCGGGACUGACCCUGACCCCAGGACUGACCGAGACCCUGGGACUGACCGUGAUCCUGAGAUGGACCGUGACCCCGGGACUGACUGUGACCCCGGGACUGACCGAGAUCCUGGGACUGACCGUGACCCCGGGAUUGACCGUGACCCAGGGACUGACCGUGAUCCUGAGACUGACCGUGACCCCGGGACUGACCGAGAUCCCGGGAUUGACCCUGACCACGGGACUGACCCUGACCCCGGGACUGACCGUGACCCCGGGACUGACCAACACCCUGGGACUGACCGAGACCCUGGGACUGACCCUGGCCCCGGGACUGACUGUGAUCCUGAAACUGACCGUGACCCCGGGACUGACCGAGAUCCCGGGAUUGACUGAGAUCCUGGGACAGACGGUGACCCCGCGACUGACCAUGACCCCGGGACUGACCAUGACCCUGGGACUGACCAUGACCGCGGGAUUGACCGUGACCCCGGGACUGACCGUGAACUUGGGAGUGACCAAGACCCUGAGACUGCCCAACGCCCUGGGACUAACCGAGACCCUGGGACUGACCCUGACCCUGGGACUAACCAAGACCCUGGGACUGACCAAGACCCUGAGACUGACCGUGAUCCCGGGACUGACCGUGAGCCUGAGACUGACCGUGACCCCGGGACUGACCGUGACCCCAGGACUGACCGUGAUCAUGGGACUGCCCUGGGACUGA